Saccostrea echinata is the source of this 2566-nucleotide messenger RNA. RefSeq names its product acid phosphatase type 7-like. The transcript has 10 exons. Bases 112 to 1887 code for a protein of 591 amino acids. NCBI's taxonomy places the organism in Eukaryota, Metazoa, Mollusca, Bivalvia, Ostreida, Ostreidae. Gene Ontology annotation, molecular function: metal ion binding; acid phosphatase activity. The record is from RefSeq and is a predicted model, not a curated record.
AGGAGCAAUGAUGGACUUUUCCACGAUGAUUUAGAAUAAUGCACAUACUUAUCCACCAUUGGACAAACACGUCGUGUUUUUAGUAGACUUUUGUAAUAUUUUUGUUCAUACAUGAUGUUUUCAGUAUUUUGGAGUAUACUUUUCUUCUGUGUUUCUAUAGUACACUCUGUCCACAAAGAUGAAGCACAAUGUCAUCCAGAAGAGGUCCACAUUACUUUUGGCGACAAAGUAUCAGAUGUCGUGGUCAUGUGGUCAACAGUUGGUAAUUGUUCCACUUCGUUAGAAUAUGGUCCCGGACCGUGGGGAUUAUCACAUACAGCCAGUGGGGAUACCAAACUGUUUACAGAAACAAACCCCAACGGAAAACAUUUCCUCCACAGGGUUGAGGUUAAGGACCUGGGUAGUUCCACGACAUAUUUCUACAGACCUAUUAGUAACGGGAUAAGCAGCGGACCAUUUUACUUCAAGACGCCACCGUCGGGAUAUGACUGGAGUCCGGAGUUUUUGGUAUAUGGUGAUUUGGGCGUGGAGUCUGAUGCGAUUCCCGCUUUGGAAACAGAGGCUUUAUCAGGGAAAUAUACGUCAAUUUUUCAUGUUGGCGACUUUGCAUACAAUAUGGAGGACGAUGGAGGAAAACAAGUAAAUGACACGCACAAAAAUAACUCUUCCGUGGAUUUGUGCGAAAAUAAGAGAGGAGACACGUUUUUACGCUUAAUAGAAGAUUUUUCUUCAAGGGUGCAGUAUCUGACUUCUCCUGGGAAUCAUGAAAUCGACCAAGGUAGUUUCGCUCAUUACCGGUAUCGUUUUUCUACACCUGGUACAUCCUGGCCCAUCCCACUGAACAAAAUGUGGUACAGCAUAGACAUAGGACUCGUGCACUUUAUCAGCUAUUCCACGGAAGUGUUUUUCACGUCUGACGGACGGUACAUCGCCGAACAGGAAACAUGGCUCAAGGCAGAUUUAAAGCAAGCAAACGACAACAGAGCACGUUGUCCCUGGGUCAUCGUUCUGGGUCACCGCCCAAUGUAUUGCUCCAAUAGUGAUGAGGAUGACUGCACAAAGACAGACUCUAAAGUUCGCGCCGGAUUGGAAGACAUUUUCUUCAACUAUGGAGUUGACUUAGUUCUACAAGCACACGAGCAUUCUUAUGAGCGAUUGUGGCCGCAGUAUAAAGGAGUGGUACUCAGCAAGAACUAUACAAAUCCCCAGGCACCAGUUCAGCUCAUCUCGGGAGCAGCAGGGAGCAAGUAUAAGGGAGAUAACGAAAAAGCCAAUAGAGGAGAAUGGUCUGCAUUUGCAAAUACAGAUGAAUCUCUAAAUAGCGUGGGCAAAUUGAAAAUUAUGAAUUCAACGCACUUGUAUUGGGAACAAUACAAUUUGUUAACAAAACGUGUGAUUGAUUCAGUUAUAAUCGUACAAGAUAACCACGGGCCAUUCAAACAACAAAAAUUAUCCAAUGAUGUCACGCAGAAAAUUGAAAAAAUUAAGCAAAAGGAGAAAGAGAAGAUUGAAAGCUCAAAGAUUAAUCCGUCUCCACCUAAUCGUCAUGGAGAAUCUGGUAAUUCAUCAGGAAGCACGAAGUCUUUAGGCACCGGUCAAAAAAUAAAGGAAAUGUUGACUCACGUUGAUAAAAGAAUAGCGAUUGGGGUUGGUAGCGGAGUUGGUGCUCUUAUUUUACUAAUUGUGAUAAUAUGUGUUGUAAAAAAGAAGAAAGCUGCUACAGUACGGAAGUACCGAAGAUGGGACGAUAAAGUUGAUUACGGAAGAAAGUUCUACUCUAGUUACAAUCACGUGGAUUCUGGAGAUAAGGAAGCAGACGACUUUGAAGUUGACGUCAGUGAUGGUAAUCUACCAACUAGUAAACUUUUAACAGACGACCGGAAAUGACGUAUGUAAUACCCACUGGUGUCCUUCAAAAAGCCAAAGUCCAAUGUGUGGUCAAAGAUAAAAAAAAAUGCUGGCUCUUGCCAUUCUGCCAGUUGUGUGCCAAAUUCCAUAAAGAACAAAUAUCAACGAACAUACAUGGAAAAUUAUAUUUUUCACGAUCAUUUGUAUCAUCGUUAUGAUACAAUUCAAAGAAACAUAAUUAUUGCACACUGAAAACAAUUUGUGCCCGAAUAUAUAUAUACAAGUAUCUCUCAAUAUUUUAAAUACGUUAAAUUCAAAAUGGUAUUGAAUUUGCAAAAGUUCUUUACUUCAGCGAAGCGUUAUGUAAAAUUGCACAUCGAUCCAAGAUCGGAAAUCGAUAGAUUUGUUGAAAAAAUCAUUAUGUUAUUCAGACCCAUGUGAUCUACAUUAACAUGAGUCAUAACUGUAUCUAGUCAUAAGAUGAAGAAAAACGUAAAUGCAAAUAUUACUUUUUUACUCUUAAAGAUACUCAUUUUUUUAUGUUUCUCAGCGAAAUUUCUGAAUACAGAAUACUUAGGCCCGGGUACUGGGCUAGCAACAUUUCGGGGGUUGGGUGGGGGGGGGGGGAGCAUAUUCAGAUUUUUAAAUAUGUUCCCUUGAAAAUGUAUUAGAGGACGCGGACACAUUCAGAGCUACUUGGGGCAAUAUGUAAUUUUGU